AUUGGUCAACGGCUAUCUUGUGGAGAAGUGACGCAAUUUUCUUGGCCACAUCCGAAGUCAAAGGGAGGGUAAAUUUUAAUGGCAGUCACUGGCGCUGUAAAAUAAAUUAAGUACGGAAUCUGGGAAGAAUUCAUGACAAUUUCGGUUAUCAAUGUAGCUCUUUAAACGCGUUUUUUUCCUGGUACAUCUGCGUCGUAUUUGUAAACGGUUGCUAUCGUUGUUUCACGAAGUUAAGGCUUGUUUUGUGCGAUUACAGUACGCCGGAGUCAGACUAGGCCCAGCCGGGUGCAGAAGAAGCGGUCCCACUGAGUUGAGAGAGGUGUGUUUUCGGUGUUUUAAAGCGCAUUUCGGACCAUAUCUUGUUUUAAUAUGUAACUAGGUACCUAAUUUUGAGAGAUGCAUUUCGACACCUUUUUGUUACAGAAAAUAACAUAUUUAACGUUGCAUUUGCUGGCUAGCAAACGUUAACGCGUUAGACAUGUAAACAUAGCUAGCUACAGUUAGCAGUAACGUUAGCUAACUACUAUACAUGGCUAAUGCUGGUUUUUAGUAGAUGUCCGGCCUUUUUCUUACAUUGUCCCAGUCAGCCGUGUCAUGAGUUGAGCGUUACUAGUUGGCCAAUGAGCUGGCUACGCAACAUCGCGCCGAUGUGUAACUAGUUAGCUGGUUAACUAGCUGUUAACGUUACUAGUGCUGAAAAUAUCAUAGAUUGAGAUCAGUGUUGAAAGGAAACGUUAACUAACGAGAGCUGGAUAGCUAUCUAGCCGAAUUAACUAACAUUGCUUGAGCUUAGUCGGCUAAUUAGAUGCUGUAUGUAGCUACUGUGGUUUUAGUGAAUCCAACAUUGCAAUGACCCCCAACACACCUAAUUUAUUAGCAACGUAGUCUCGAACCUCAACGGCAGAGCUAAAGCUGAUAGCUAGUCGUUUGAUUUAAUCAGCUACUACAUUAUAAACUAUUCAGGGAAAAACAACAUCCAAUCUAUUUUGCAGAGAAUAUGUAACAUACAUCAACAUGACAUCCAGAUUUGGUAAAACCUACAGCCGUAAGGGAGGGGAGGCCAACUCCAAAUUUGAUGAGGUCUUCUCCAACAAGAAGGCCACACUGAGCACCAAAUGGGGAGAAACCACUUACAAGGCCCAGCUGGGCUCCAAGCGGCCCCUUCAAAAGCCUGAGGUAGUCGAGUUACUCAAGAGGCCCCGCAUUGAGGAUGACGACAGCUCAGAGGAUCCUUUUGGUUUUGACAGCGGCGAUGAGUCCAAUCCUGUCACCUCCCACAGUGUGCCCCAGUCUGAACCAGCUGAAGCUGAGGCCAGUAAUACGCCACCUGCUACAUCCACAGUCCCAGUGGAUAACAGUAGGAACACAGCUACAGGCAAGCAAACAUUGUCUAAUGAGGGUGCAGAAAAGAGUAGCCAGUCCUUGUACAGAAGUAAAUCGGACAGUAACCAGAAGCCUAUUGCUCAGUCCUCUGUUACAAAGACUGUGCCCAAGGACCCCUAUGUGGAAUGGAGCUUAAUAGGGACCCAGAGGUCUUCUACCUCUAGUAUGGACCCUCUCCAGGAAAAAGACUCAGCUGAGGCACCAGGGUUUAGCGGAGACUCACAGUUCUCUUCUUCCCAGGAUGGGCUCUCAGCUGGGAUGAAAAGUGCUCAACAGGAGGCCCCGGCCGAGCCUGUUGUUGACAACCUUCCCCCCUCCCCGUUCCUCCUCAGGCCCUGCAACACUAGGAAAUACAUCCGUCCCAAACCCAACAAGGCCUCUGACGUUCCAGAUUCUUCUGCUGCUUGCGACGUCAAACUGCCUGUAGCCGCCAGCGUUCCGGCUGCACUGAAGUCCAACAGUGUGUCCGCUGCCAGCGGUAGUGGCGGUGCUAAUGCUAGCACGACGGUGGCCAAACCUGCUGGCAGGGGUCGGGUACGGGACUACACGGUGCUGCAUCCAUCCUGCCUGUCGGUGUGUAACGUCACCAUCCAGGACUCCAUAGAGCGCAGCAUGGACGAGCUCAUCACCAGCACACCCCCUACUGACCUGGGGGAGGUGGGACGGCUGAGGAAGAAGGCAGACGUACCUCCAGCCAAACCCAACAGGUUCCGCACCACCCAGAGUAAAUCCAAGAAGGAGACCAAGCUGGAAUUUUUCGGCUUUGAGGACAAGGGUGACCAGGAGGGGGAGGAUGGUGCGGAACCCACGGCCGGUGGCAGCAGCUACAAGAUCAAGUACUUUGGCUUUGACGACCUCAGCGAGAGUGACAGUGACGAAGAGGAUGGCACCCAUGUCAAAGUGAAGAGGAAGGCCAAGAAGGCUGCAGCAGUGGCGGUAGCAGCCAUGGCUGUUAGUGUGGAUAGCCCUCAGCCCAGCGACUCUCAGGACAGCCAGAGCAGCAGCAAUACAGAUAUUCUGGAGUUUUCUGAUGACUCUAACCUUGGUGGGUCUGAAGAGCAGAAGGGUCAUUCAGGAAAACAAGGGGACACAUCCAAGGAAAUUGGCAGGAAGAUCUUCAGUGGACCAAAAAAGUCCCCUGCUAAAGCUGUGUACAAUGCUCGCCACUGGAACCAGCCUGAGCCUGAGGAGAUUCCCCUGCCACCCCUUGCCUGCGCGCACACUGCUCCGGCCAGCAUGUCGAGCGGAAGUAACAAGGACACCAAUUCUCACAAAGACGACGGUCUGUUCAAAGCGCCUCCCCCACCGCCCAAAGUCAUCAAGUCUGUGACCAUCCCCACUCAGCCUUACCAGGACAUCGUCACAGCUCUCAAAUGCAGGAAGGAACACAAGGAGCUGUACACAGUUGUGCAUAAUGUGAAGCACUUCAACGAUGUGGUAGAGUUUGGUGAAAACCAGGAGUUCACUGAUGACUUUGAGUACCUGGAGACAGGCCUGAAGAGCAGCCAGCCACUCAACACACGAUGCCUUAGUAUAAUCAGUUUAGCCGCAAGGUGUGCAAUGCCCAGUUUCCGGAUGCACCUACGGGCCAGAGGGAAGGUGGCUCAGGUCUUCAAGAUGUUGAAUGAUGCCCCGCUGCAUCCGAACCUGGCCCUGUGUACUGCCUCUCUGAUGUACAUCCUAAGCAGAGACAGGUUAAACAUGGACCUGGACCGGGCCAGUCUGGAGCUGAUGAUCAGACUGUUGGAGCUGGAGCACGACCACUCGGGCCACCAACAGGACCAGCUCACUGCCAAGGAGAUGACCAAGGUCAAGGAGAAAAUCCGCAAGCUAUGUGAGACGGUUCACAACAAGCACCUGGACUUGGAGAACAUCACGUCGUGUCACCUGGCCAUGGAGACCCUGUUGUCUCUGACCUCGAAGAGGGCCGGGGACUGGUUCAAAGAGGAGCUGCGCUUACUGGGAGGCCUGGACCACAUUGUAGAUAAAGUGAAAGAAUGUGUUCAGAACCUGAGCCAAGAGGAAGACAAGGAGAAGCUGGUGUCAUCGCUAUGGGGGGCAGAGAGGUGUCUAAGAGUACUGGACAGUGUGACUGUCCAGAACCCAGAGAACCAGGGCUACCUGAUCGCCUACAAGGACUCUCAGCUCAUAGUGUCCUCUGCCAGAGGUUUGCGGUACUGUGAGGACAUGAUUCAGCGCUACAGCCGGGAGGUGAACAGCUCUCUGUGUUCGUCAGGCACGGCGCUGCCCCACUGCAGCUUCAGCAACGUGGGCAAGGCCGUUGAGGACUGCAUGAGGGCAGUCAUAGGGGUGCUACUCAAUCUCACCCACGACAAUGAGUGGGGAAGCACUAAGACUGGAGAGCAGGACCGGCUCAUCAUCACAGCACUCAACUGUGUCCUACGGGUCCCACGCUACAUACCUCAGGAACAACGCUUUGACAUCAGAGUCCUGGGCUUGGGUCUGCUGAUUAACCUGGUGGAGUACAGUGCCAGAAACCGCCACUGUCUGGUGGACAUGGAGUUCACCAGUUCAACCAGCCCUGAAGGCAUCCAGGGAGAGGCAGGGGGAGAAGAGACCCAGACCCCUGAAGGCAUCCAGGGAGAGGCAGGGGGAGAAGAGACCCAGACCCCUGAAGGCAUCCAGGGAGAGGCAGGGGGAGAAGAGACCCAGAGCCCUGAAGGCAUCCAGGGAGAGGCAGGGGGAGAAGAGACCCAGAGCCCUGAAGGCAUACAGGGAGAGGCAGGGGGAGAAGAGACCCAGACCCCUGAAGGCAUCCAGGGAGAGGCAGGGGGAGAAGAGACCCAGAGCCCUGAAGGCAUCCAGGGAGAGGCAGGGGGAGAAGAGACCCAGACCCCUGAAGGCAUCCAGGGAGAGGCAGGGGGAGAAGAGACCCAGACCCCUGAAGGCAUCCAGGGAGAGGCAGGGGGAGAAGAGACCCAGAGCCCUGAAGGCAUCCAGGGAGAGGCAGGGGGAGAAGAGACCCAGACCCCUGAACAAUUCCUAGCUUCCACAGAUCCAGCUACAGCAGCCCUUACAGAGGGUGAGGCUGAAAAGAAGACCAAGGGCUCCUCUUCAAGUGCCCUGGCUGCUCUGGUGCAGUUCUUCUUGGAGCGGGAGCGAGCAGCCAUAUUGGCUGAGGCGCAGACUGAUGACCUCAUCAGUGAACCCCCCAAGCCCCAGGACCAGAGCGGGGAGUGGCAGGAGACAUCGGGCGAGAUCCAGUGGGUCGCUGCAGAAACCAACGACGGUGAGAAUGGCGAGGAAAAGGACACAAAGAAAGACGAGGAAGACGAGGAGCUGGAUCUCAACAAAGCUCUGCAGCAUGCUGGGAAGCACAUGGAGGACAGCAUUGUGGCUUCCUACACAGCUCUGCUCCUGGGUUGUCUGUGUCAGGGCAGUCAGGUUAAUGUGACAACUGUGCGGGAAAACCUUCCCAAGGGAGAUUUCUCAAUAAUGACGGAAAUGCUGAAGAAGUUCUUAAAUUUCAUGAACCUUACUUGUGCAUUUGGCACCACAGGGCAUAAGUCCAUCUCUCGUGUCAUAGACUAUCUGGACCACUGUUAGUGAACCCUUCUUUGCAUUCUUGAGUGCAGAUAAGGGGACAUCUUUUCAGAUCUGGCAACCCAACAAGGUUCCCACCAGAUCUGGCAACCUUAGCAAGGUUAUGUCAGAUGUGGCGUCCCCAGCAGGACGGGCUGUACAGAGAAUCCACCAGAGAUCAUCGGUGUCCCAACAGUGUCCCCGGCAUUGCUUCAACAUGUGUUCUCACUCUGAAGAACAAGACACACACCACACACAAUGGCCUGUGAUGGUUGUAGAAAAGGGAAGGGAACUGUAGAAAAGGGAAGGGAAGUUCUGAUUAUGACCAUUUGCAUAAGCUUGCGGUCAAGUUGAAAUCUUCUGGAGUUUUCUUCAAUGCUUGUUUAAGUUAUUCUCACAAGGUCAUGUAAUGUAACAUCAUUCUACAUUUAAGAAAUCAUCAGUUCAGGAUGACUGAUGUUAUUUAAGUAUUUGUUUUUAAAUAAUGGCACUUAUAUACUUGUUAUAAUUGAAUUGAAUAAUUGUUUUACUCAUUGCCCUUCCAAAUUUGACUUUACAGUCAAACUGAGUUUUGUGUUUUAAAUUUGCAAUUGGUUGUUUUUAUGAUUGUGGUUAUGCUGUGUGAGAUGCUUCAAGUCUCUACAGUUCCUUACCUUUUACAUGUUCCACCUAACACAUCACUUGAAGUGGCUGGAUAUAAUAACUGCUGUUUGUACGGUUUUCAUUACACUCCCAGAAACCCUGGUAAACCGGACUAACAUUAAUAAUAACCAAACCUCGGCCAACUGGCAUAAUCCUCAUUGAACAUUGUUUGCCCAUACUGUGGGUCUCAGUGGUGGUUAGUGGCACUUUAAAUGAAGAAGACGGUCUCAUAGUAAUGGUUGGAAUGGCCACAUGUUUGGUACCAUUCCAUUCACUCCAUCCAUUACUAUGAGCCGUUCUCCCCUCACCAGCCUCCUCUGGUGGGCAUUGUAUCUUAUCACUUCAAGUAGCGCUGAUCCAGAACCAAGCCCAGGGUUCACCACCUGGUCCUGGACAGGGGGUGCAGGUUGCAUCCAGCCCUGCAGUAAUUAUCAAAAGCCUGCACACCUAGUACCCUGCGUUGGUGAUCCCUGUCCUAACUCCAACCCCCCUAGGCACCCCCAAGUCUGUGAGUACUGGAUAGUAAAAUGGUGACAAUUCUACCUAGUUUAUCGGAGGGAAAAGUGAAGUAACUACCAUACUGCUUAUACCUAUCCUUUCCAAUCUGCUUGUGGUGGUAGCCUCUGGGCAGGGCUGUAGUGUUUCUUUACUGCCCCUUGUGUCUUAAGUCAUCAUGUUGGACAUGACCGUCCUACUCUGAGCGGUGAACCAGUACCCCUAAACCUCCUUUCAGCUACUCUUAACUAGUCCUGUGCUCCAAUAAGAUACUGAUUGAAUGACUGCCAUACAGAUUUGCAUUUCCCUCUGAUUUGUAGAGCUGCAAUUGAACAGACAUGUUACCUGCAAGUUGAGUUGCAAAUCUAGGAUAUAUUCAUGAUGACGAUUCUGUUGCGAAAUGUUUUUACAAACAAAAAAAGGGUUUCUAUUGGACAAAUUCAGUUAGGUCCGUUCCGUUUUUCUGUUUGCUUCCGUUUGGUUGUUAAAGGGUUUCUAUAAUGAAAGGAAUUUCAGAAUGUAAACACCUGUAAAUAGUGGUUAGUGGAUGUUAGAAUGCUAGACUACUUUUCUGAAACUGAUAUUUUUAUUUUCUACAAUAUUUCUGAGUUGUCAUUUUGAAGUAAAAGCAAAAAAAUACAAAGCCCCCUACAGGACGAAAAAAGUUUGUACCAGUAUUGAGGACGUUGUCUUUGAUUACAUGUAAAUAAUUGUAACUCAAAUAAAGUUACUUUCAGUACACCACUG
Oncorhynchus masou masou (cherry salmon) is the source of this 6810-nucleotide messenger RNA. RefSeq names its product wings apart-like protein homolog. NCBI's taxonomy places the organism in Eukaryota, Metazoa, Chordata, Actinopteri, Salmoniformes, Salmonidae. The transcript has 20 exons. Bases 1015 to 4950 code for a protein of 1311 amino acids. The record is from RefSeq and is a predicted model, not a curated record.